AUGAAAUCGUAUCUUCGUUCUGCCGUCUGGUGGCCAAAGUUGGAUGCAGAUGCAGAGAAAUUCGUGAAGAGCUGCCGUGGGUGUACCCUGGUGUCCGCUCCAGAUGUUCCAGAACCAAUGCUUCGAAGACCGCUUCCAACCGGACCAUGGGAAGACAUCGCAAUCGAUUUCAUCGGACCGCUUCCUGAAGGUCAGUACCUAUUGGUACUAGUAGACUGCUAUAGCAGAUUCUUGGAGAUUUGCGAAAUGAGCUGCAUAGAUUGUGCAGAGGCAAUUGGGCGUUUAAGGGAGGUGUUCGGUCGAUUCGGUGUGCCGUCAUUGCUAAAAGCAGAUAACGGGCCUCAGUUUGCAAGUGAGGAGUUUAAAACAUUCUGCAGGGAAUAUGGGAUUCAGCUGGUCAAUACGAUCCCAUAUUGGCCUCAAAUGAACGGCCAGGUAGAACGCCAAAACCGUUCUAUUCUAAAACGUCUACGAAUUGCUCAAGAACUAGGCAAAGAUUGGCGUAAAGAGCUAAGUGAAUUUAUCCUGGUGUAUCAUUCAACUAAUCACGCAACAACAGGCGAAUCACCUUCGAAAUUGAUGUUCGGACGUCGGACGUCGGACUGCCACAUAUUCCCGUUAAACUGGAUGAUGAAGCUGUGCGAGACUUCGAUAGACUCCAAAAAGAGAAGGGAAAGAACUAUGCUGAUAGGAAGCGAGCAGGGUAUAGUGAAAUACCAGAAGGCGACAAAAAGGUCACAAGUUGGAAUCGGACUUUUCGUCAAAGGAGUAUGA
Molecule: messenger RNA, 774 nt
Organism: Armigeres subalbatus
Lineage: Eukaryota; Metazoa; Arthropoda; Insecta; Diptera; Culicidae
Exons: 1
Coding region: 1-774 (257 amino acids)
Biological process (GO): DNA integration
Molecular function (GO): nucleic acid binding
Source: RefSeq, a predicted model, not a curated record